Molecule: messenger RNA, 10870 nt
Organism: Notolabrus celidotus (New Zealand spotty)
Lineage: Eukaryota; Metazoa; Chordata; Actinopteri; Labriformes; Labridae
Exons: 14
Coding region: 409-10107 (3232 amino acids)
Biological process (GO): DNA repair; telomere maintenance
Molecular function (GO): DNA helicase activity; ATP hydrolysis activity
Source: RefSeq, a predicted model, not a curated record
GAGUUUCCUGUUCCUUUUUCCUCUCAGGAGCUUCACCAAAUGAAUGUCUGUGUAACAGACUUCAGGUGAGGGAGCCUAUCAGCUUGCACGUUUUAUUUUGCUGCGUCAGCAGCGUCAGCAGCGUCAGCAGCGCUGGUAUAUAACGGCGCGUCACGUCACUGACCGGUACUCCUUUACAGGACCUACAGCUGCGUGUAUCAGAGCGAGCCUGAGAGCGAGCAUUUUUUGCUAGCUACCGAGCGACCCCAUCUGAUAUACACGGAUAUUUUCACUCGAUUUUCUAAAGCCUUUCCACCUUCCAACGACUUGUGCACCUUUAUCCCUUCACCUGGACCUUUGGGACACACAUCUGACAGGAGACCGUCCCAUCUUUCUUCCACAGAGCAGCAGGACUUGGUGCGAAGCACGAUGCCUCGUGGUAAGUCCUAUCGCCGCUCUCUGGCAGCCAAGAAGCGAAUGGCAGAGCAGCGAAGCGCUGGCGUUGAACGCUUCAACGCCAGUCCCUAUGGCUCCAGCAAUGCCAGUGCACGGCAUGGUACUGGGUACCGCCAUCCCGUGCAGAAAUGGCCAGUUUCGUCGCUGUCUGGGAAGCAGCACAAACUGGUGUUUAUGCCCGAGUCUCCUGACAAGAAGUUUGUUCUUCUUGUGGGUGAUUCCCACCUUCGUGCCAUCGCCGACCGGCACGUGUCCAUGCCAGAGGGAAGGUUUUCCUUUGGCAUCAUGUCUACACCCGGGGGCGCUGCUCAUGAUUUGAGGGCUGAGCUUGUGCACGCUCACGUCCCUCGAACUCCUGAUGCAGUUUGUCUUCUGGCCCCAUCCAACAACCUCACACAUUCCAGGACCAUCUCAGAUGCUGGUGCCGACUUCACCGAGCUUCUGAAUGCUGCCUGCAAUCGGUGGUCCAACGUUGUAGUGGUGGAUUUCCCCCCCCGCUUCAACUGCGACCAGCAGUACCAAGAACUGCUGCGCCAGGAAUUCCAUAGGGUUUGUGUCCGCUUGGGUGUGCGGUAUUUUCCAACGGCAUGUCACUUUCCGUUGGAGAACACAGACCUGUGGGCUAGAGAUGGCAUUCACCUGUCAGAACCUGAGGGCAUGAGCGUGCUAUCACAGCUGAUGUGGCAGGCUGUUUACGUUACACUUGACACAGUGCCACAACCCCCCGCUGUGAAAGCACCCCUCAGACCACUAGCACCAUGCAUCAAGCCAAAACUUGUUGUGAAGGGUGAGGACACUCCACCACGUCCUCCGGUGAACCCCUUCGUGUGGCGCACUGUUCAAAGGGGCAAAGAGGGGAACUCAUCAGGGGAGCCUGGCCGGUCCUCUGGUGUGCUUCCUCAGAGAAGGAAGGUACAGAAGCAGGUGGUGAAGGAGUGUACCAUCCCGCUAAACCCAGUCUGGUUUAGCUUUGCCCUGUUGGAUGAGAUGGACAAGCUUGUGCCAUCUCAUCUCCCUGGUACCGCGGUUCCAGAGGGCAAGCAGAAGGCCUUUGUGGAGCGCAGGAGGAGUGCUGCCUCCAAGAGGAGUCGGUCCGACCGGCAGGCGGAGGCAGUACCUAGCGUGGUGGUUGUGAAGGCGAGGGUCACUUCUUCCACGUUCAUGCGGGAGACGGCGGAGGCGGAGGAGGCGGUUCCGAGUGUUGUGGGAGCGUCCCCCGAGUCCCCUGUCCAGUCCCCCGACCAGGCUGCGCCGGUGGAGGGUCCUGCCCGCCCCCAUCGCACUCAAAGGCCCGUCAAAGGUCAGAGUGUUGCAGCUCCAGUUUGCAUGUGUUCUGAGCAGUUGCCCCCACCUUUAGUUUCAGGCAGUAGUUUUGUAGGUCAGUACUCUGACGUGAAUACUUUGCUCACUUGUAGUGCUGUGGCUGCAAUCAAACACACGAUUGCACCUGUGUGUACAUGGCGUGGCAGGGACAUAGACGAGGUCAGGUCAGAAGGGACUAAGUUGGUGGAGUUUCUGGUUGAGGAGAGUAAGAAGGUUCCAGCAGGAGAAAGGGAGUUGUGUACGCUUAUUGAGAAGCACACAGUCUUUGGAGGGAAGUGGAGCGUUGACAUUGGUAGGCCAGAGUACUUUGUAGUGAAGCCACCAGGGGAGGACACACUUGUGUCUGAGAAGCUGCAGGAUCUGUUGUUGAGGGAUGGCAUGUGUCUCUUUGGUGUUGAUGGUCUUGCUACUGCAGUGAUACAACACAAAGAUUACAUUGUUGUUGUUGACUGCAGCACACGUGAUGCCAGUGGUUCUGAUCCUAGCUGCAGCAGAUCUGUGGCUGUGUUUAACACAUGCCUGAACGACCUGAUGUUUCACAUCAGGGGUCUGCAGAAGUCUUUCAACGCACAGACGUAUGUUGUUGCCAGCAUGUCUGUGAAGCCGCUUGAUGUUGGACUCGGUGUUGAGACUGUUUCAGAGGUUGCAGACAGUGAUGGUGACAUGCAAGUUGCAGGUGAGGUUCAGGAGAGCAGCUCAGUCAGGUCUGCAUGUCAUGUGAGAUCAGUGCAGGGAACGUUUCAUCAGGGAGAUGAUCAGUUUGAGUUUGGAGGAUUUCAGUGUAUGGCCAUAAGCCUCGUUGGAAUGGCGAAACACACAACUGACAGUGUGUUUUCAUGGCAGUCCAAGACCUUGGAUGAUGUUGUCGUGUCAGGGGACAAGUUGUAUGCCUCUUUAAGGAAGAACAACUUGAUCAGUGAUAAAGUAUCACUCUUUCUUUGUGUUCCUGAUUUGCCCAAACAGCAUGUGGUUGAUGGGCAGAGCUUUGACUUUGAGUACGGUGACUUUGUGAGUGGACUGGUAGGUGUGGAUGAUGGUCCCACUAUUGAGCUAGGUGUACAUGUGAGCUUGAAAAUGGGAUUGACGGACAUGUUGACACAGUACGACACAUGUCUGUUGACAGUGCAGGGUAGCACUUGUGCUAUCGUUCAUCAGGGUGGACGGUAUGCAGUGGUUGAUUCCCAUGCUCGUAGUGCUGAGGGAAUGUUGCAUGGUAACGGAAAGAGUGUUGUUGUGUAUUUUAGUUGCAUUGAUCAUGUCUAUGAUCACAUAUGCAAGUUGUCACGCAUGUUGCCAGUAGGUCACAAGCAGUUUGAGAUAGCUGGUGUUCGUGUGUCUCUCCCAGGGUUAGUUGUUGACCGUGAAAUGUCAUUAGGACAGUCACUAACUGUAGAAACCGGAAAGAGCGUGUUUAGAAGCAGUGUCUCUGAGGAGUCCAGUGCUCAGCCAGCGGUCAGCUGUAGCAGCAGUGUGAGGGCAGAGAAGCGUAAGAGGUCAGCAGGAAGUUUUCUGUCAAAGAAGUUGAAAAGGAGUGAUGUCAUUGAAGUUGAUUCGGAUGUUGUGUUUGUUAGUGAUGUGGCUAGUAAAGGACUGCAGUUUAAUCCUCUUCGUAGGGAAGUUGCAGAAGCAUUGUGCAAACAGUUGAACUUAGAGUCAGAGAUAGUUGAUGCAGUAUCUUCAGAGGUUGGUCAGUUAGGAGCUCCGUGUAAGAAUGACAGUAUACAGGGUGAUGGAAAUUGUUUCUUUCGAGCAGUCAGUCAAGCUGUGAGUGGUACUCAGAAGAAUCAUAGGAAAGUUAGACUUGCAGUUGUGAAGCAGAUAGAAAGUAAUGUAGCAAAGUACAAGAGUCUUUUGAGGAAUGAGUUUUCUUCUGUGGCAGAAUACCUUAGGGAGUCAAAAAUGCAGUGUGUUGGCAGAUGGGCUACAGAGGUAGAGAUUCAAGCAGCAGCAGAUUGUUUAGGUGUGAGUAUAUUUACUUAUCAUCAGGGUCGCUGGCUUGAAUAUAGUUGUAGGAAGAGGCCGUUUUCAAAUCAGGGAAUUUAUUUAGAACAUUGUAAUGAUAAUCAUUAUGAGACUGUUGUUUGUGUUCAACAGCCUCAAAUUCAGGGUUGCUCUGGCUACUGCAGAGUGGACCAGUCUUGUAAGACAGGUUACAAUAUUAGACAGCGUAAAGGAAAAGAGAGUGCUUGUUUGGGAGCUUCGAUUUCAGCUGCAAGUUUAGAAGUAGAGCAUGUAGAAGGCAAUGUUACAAAACAGCCCCAACAUAGUAAAUUAUCAAAGUUUUUGAAAAGGAAGAGGAAAUUAGAUGAGAAAAUGAAAUGCCAGGAAUUGAUGUAUAGCCAGAAAAGAAAAGACAGUAAAAAAAUUAGCUACCAGGUAAAUGUGUUGCAUAGAGAGAAAGUAAAAAGAAGUAGUGUAGAAAGAAGUAAAAUUAAAUACCAGGAAAAUGUGUUACAUAGGGAGAAAGUAAAAAGAAUUAGUGUAGAAAGAAGUAAAAUUAAAUACCAGGAAAAUGUGUUACAUAGAGAGAAAGUAAAAAGAAGUAGUGUAGAAAGAAGUAAAAUUAAAUACCAGGAAAAUGUGUUGCAUAGGGAGACCGUAAAAAAAGCAAGUAAAAUUAAAUACCAGGAAAAUGUGUUGCAUAGGGAGAAAGUAAAAAGAAGUAGUGUAGAAAGAAGUAAACUUAAAUAUCAGGAAGAUGUGUUGCAUAGGGAGAAAGUGAAAAGAAGUAGUGUAGAAAGAAUUAAAUUAAAAUACCAGACUGAUGUGACACACAAAGAGAAAGUUAAGAAAAGCAGUAAAUUAAAAUAUCGUGAGAAUGUUUUGCAUAGAGAGAGAGUUAGGAAAAGCAGUAAAUUAAAAUAUCGAGAGAAUGAUUUGCACAGACAGACAGUCAAAGGAAUAAGUAACCGGAAGUAUCAGUUAAAUAAGUUGCAUAGACAGCGUGUAAAAGCCAUGAGUAUAAGGAAGUACCAUGGUAAUGCAGAGCAUAGGGACAGUGUUGCAGCAGGUAACAGAGUGAGGAGGCAGAAACAGAAAGAAAAGGCAGAACAGUUUGAUUUUGUGAUGGGACAGUUUCUAAAGAAAGUAGAGGAUGGUCCAGAUUUUGUUUGUUGUGUCUGCCAUAGAUUGUUGUUUAAACAUCAGGUUUUAAGUUGUAGAAAAGAAGAUUACAACAAAAGUAGAGGAGUAGCUCUGAUCGCAGAUAAAUGUGUGACAGAAGGUUAUUUGCAUAAAUGUAGUCAGGACUGUGAGGUGGCUUGUAAGUUGUUGGAUACACCGAGAGGUCAGAUGUGGAUUUGCUACACCUGUCAUCUAAAGAUUAGUAAAGGGGAAGUCCCACCUGAAAGUGCGGUUAAUAAUUUGGGACUUAAUCCCAUUCCUCCAGAGUUGGCGUGUUUGAAUAGUUUGGAGCAACAUUUGAUAGCUUUGCACAUUCCAUUUAUGAAGAUGUUAGCAUUGCCUAAAGGUGGGCAAAAUGGAGUUCAUGGACCGGUGACGUGUGUUCCUGCCAAUAUCGUGCAGACAGACAAUUUGUUGCCCCGUUCCAAUAUGGAAGGGUCGUUGUUGAGGGUGAAGUUAAAGCGUAAGUUGACUUACAAAGGCCACUAUGAGUAUCAGUUUGUUGAUACAAUGAAGGUUAGGAAAGCUUUGGUUUACUUGAAGAGGACUAAUGGGCUGUAUCAAGAUGUGGAAUUUAAUGAACAGUGGCUUAAUGAGUUUUGUAAGGAAGAAGAGGAAGAUUUGGAAGAGGUUAGUGUUCCUACUGUAGAGAGUUCAGAACCAUCCAUAGAUGAAGCUGAGGAUGAGCAGCUACAUGACAGACAGCAGCACUGUAUGUUUCAGGACACGUGUCUCAUGCCUGUUGAUUUAGGUCAGGAAGCACUGGAUCAGUAUUUUGAUGAUACAUUGAAUUUGGCUCCGGCAGAAGGAAAUAGUCCUGUUAGGUUGUUGUGCGAUGAGGCAAAUGAAGCAAAAUCUUUUCCAGUAUUGUUUCCAGAUGGUUGCAAUACAUUUCACGAGAGUAGACAGCAUAGGCUAACUUUGUCACGUUAUUUAAACAACCGUAUUUUACACGCAGAUGGUCGGUUUGCACGCAAUGUGGAGUAUAUCUUUUUUGCUCAAUACAUGUCAGAGUUAGAGCAGGUAGUGUCCAAAGUGUCUAUAGCCCUACGGAAAGGAAAAGGAGGCCAUACGUCUCAAAGAGUAGGGGAGGAUUUGUUGAGAGAUGAAGAGUCUUUGAAGCAGUUGUUGGAGUUUGAUGAUGGCUUUCGGUUCUUAAAACCUAUUAGAGGUACUCCAGCAUUCUGGCAGGGAGCUCAGAAAGAUUUAUUGGCUUGUGUUAGGCAGCUAGGUGUUCCUACGUGGUUUUGUUCUUUUUCAUCUGCUGAUAUGCGAUGGAAAAAUCUUUUGAAUAGUAUUUUGAAACAGGAAGGUAGGACACAGACUUUUGAAGAGUUAGAGUGGGCAGAUAGGUGUGAGUUGUUGCGCAGAAAUCCUGUCACUGCAGCCAGAUCUUUUGAUUUCCGUUGGCAUUGUUUUCUCAGGGAGGUUCUGAUGUCUCCAGCUGAGCCGAUAGGUAAAAUCAAGGACUACUUUCAUAGGGUAGAGUUUCAGCAGCGUGGCUCACCGCACAUUCAUAGUUUGUUUUGGAUUGAGAAUGCCCCAAAGAUUGAUAAAGAUUCGGAUGAGGAAGUUGUUGCAUUCAUCGAUAAAUAUGUAACAUGUGAGCUACCAUCAGAGGAUGAGGAGUUGUUAGAUAUUGUGAAGUCAGUGCAGCAACAUUCAAAACGACAUUCCAAAACUUGUAAGAAGAAUAAAACGGUUUGUCGUUUUAACUUUCCCAGGCCAGCUUCAGGCAGAACUUUUAUAGCUCGUGGUAAAAGUUUAGAAGAUUUAAAGAAGACCUGCAAGUGUCAGGUAGAGAAGACUGGUAGGUCACUUGCAUGUACAUGCAAAAGUCAGAUUGAUAAAGACAGUGAGAAAAGGAUGAGGGACCACGCAGCAGACAUUUUGGCAGCAGUGAAGAAGGCUCUUUCUGAUGAGAAUAGAAGCUUUGCUAGUUUGGACGAGUUGUUUGAGAGUUUAGGGAUCACUCAGAGAGCUUUUGAGAGAGCUUAUAAACUCUUUAGUCGGAAUACACAUGUGGUGUUAAAAAGAGAGGUCAAUGAGGUUUGGGUUAAUCAGUAUAGUAAGCCACUUUUGAAAUGCUGGAAUGCCAAUAUGGACAUCCAGUAUGUUGUUGAUGCGUAUGCAUGUGUGGUUUACAUAGUCUCCUAUAUUUCAAAGGCAGAGAGAGAGAUUGGACUGUUGUUAGGGAACGCUCAGAGAGAAGCAGCUAAGGACAAAAAUCUUAGUGCAAAGGAUGCUUUGAAGAAUCUAGGCAGUGUUUAUCUUCACAACAGAGAUGUGUCGAGUCAGGAAGCGGUGUACAGGUUGGUACCCAGCAUGCACCUGAAAGAGUGUUCCAGGAAGGUUGUGUUUGUCCCAACAGGGGAAAAUGUUGUGAAGAUGAGUCUGCCUUUAAAUGUGUUAAAACAAAAGGCAGCGUCAUCACAGGGUCUUACUUCAGAAGACAUGUGGAUGACUAGUUUAGUUGAUCGCUAUAGGAACAGGCCAGAUGAUGGCGAGUUUGACGACAUGUGUUUGGCAACUUUUGUGUCAGAAUAUCGUGUUCUGAGCAAAAAUGAGAAGAGUCAGAAUAGGGUGAAACUGAAGAAAGAUUUUGGUUUUGUCUCAAAAAGAACGCGUUCACAACCUGCUGUUGUACGUUACGCGCGCUUUUCUGAGACAAAAAAUCCAGAAUCUUUCUUUCAGAGCAUUUUGCAGUUGUUUCUUCCCCACCGUGUUGACGUGCAGCUUAAACCUCCAAACUGUGAGACGUUUGAGGAUUUUUACAUGAACGGUCAUAUGAGGUUUAGUGAUGGUUCCAGGCAUUCGGUCAAGUCAGUUGUGGAUUUGAACAGGAGCAGAUUUGAAAUGGAAGCAGAUAAAUUGGAUGAAAUCCAACAUGAGGUUGAUGGUAACGUUGUGUUAGAGGAUGCCUGGUGUGAGCUGUGUCCAGAGCAGGAACUUGAGCGUUUACAGUGUCUGCAGGAGCAGAGUGAGACAGAGCAGGUAGUUGAAGAGCAUGUUGAAAACAUUCCAGAUUUGGCUGUUAGUAGCAAAGAGGUUUGUCAUUUAGAGAAAAGAAAUAAUGUUUUGAGCAGAAGUGACGGUUUGGCAUUGGUUAGGUCUCUGAAUGAGACACAGUUGUCUGUGUUUUAUCAGAUUCGUCAGUGGUGUUUAGAGAAGGUCAAUGGGAAAAAGCCAGAUCCUCUGCACGUGUUUGUAACCGGCGGGGCUGGUACCGGUAAGAGUCAUCUGAUUAGGGCUAUUCAGUAUGAGGCUAUGCGGCUGUUGGCACCGGCAUGUCGUCAUCCUGACAACACCUGUGUUUUGUUGACUGCUCCUACAGGGAUUGCUGCAUACAAUCUGCAUGCAGCAACUAUUCACAGCACGUUUAGCAUUGGAGUGGAUGUACGCUUACCGUACACUCCUCUGGGUGAAGAGAAGAUCAAUUCUCUGCGUGCUAAGUUGUGUGAUCUGCAGAUUUUGAUCAUUGAUGAAAUCUCCAUGGUAGAUCACAGAUUGUUGGCUUAUAUUCAUGGUAGAUUGAGGCAGAUCAAACAGACUGGUGACUUUGCUCCGUUUGGUAACGUGAGUGUGAUUGCAGUGGGGGAUUUUUUCCAGUUGCCUCCCGUUAAAGGGAAACCACUGUAUGUUGAUGAUCAGGGUGUGAACUUGUGGUCCAGUCUGUUUAAGGUUGUUGAACUAACAACAGUUGUUAGGCAACAGGAUUCAGUCUUUGCAGAGCUGUUGAACAGGGUCAGAACUCGGUCUAAAGAGACUCCAAUGCUGCUCAGUGACAUUAGGACACUGCAGCGUUGUGAAACCGGUGAAGUCAGCUCAGCUUUACACAUUUUUCCGACAAACAAACAAGUAAAUGAGCAUAACAUUCAGGAGCUAUUCAGGACUUGUCCUGAAUAUGUUGAGAUUGAAGCCCAGGAUUAUGUGAACAGUAAAAAAACAGGGAAGUUAGAGUUGAUUAGUGGACAUCACAGCAGAACAUAUAACACAUCUUUAGAGGAAACACUUCCCUUGGGGAUAGAUGCCCGUGUUAUGCUCUGUAAGAAUGUAGAUGUUUUGGACGGUCUGGUUAACGGUGUGUGCGGUAUUGUUACCCACAUAGUGUCAGCUAGUGAAGGUAGAUUUCCUAAAAAGGUGUUUGUUAAGUUUGAUGACGAUCAGGUUGGUUCUCAGAGGAGGAAACGGUUUGUUGGGGUUUCCAGUGAUUUGGUUGGUUCUACGGGUAUUGACCCAGAGGAAGAGAGGGUGACAAACAAAGGUGGAUUGCGAAGGCAAUUUCCACUUAAACUUGCUUGGGCUUGUACGGUGCAUAAAGUGCAGGGGUUGACUGUAGACAGUGCUGUAGUGUGUCUUAAGAGAGUUUUCACAGCAGGACAGGCAUAUGUGGCCUUAAGCCGUGUUAGGAGUCUGUCUGGUUUGAUCAUUCAAGACUUUAGAGAGAAGGUCAUUUAUUGUAAGGAUGACAUCAAGGAUGCAGUUAAGAGUAUGCCUCCAUUCUUGGUUGAUGUCAUACCCCGGCACACAUCAAUUACACCUACAUUUUCUGUGUUUUUGAUGAACGUGCAAAGUUUGAGUCUACAUGUGUCAGAUUUAGCUUUGUGCACGCAGCAUUUGCAGCCUAACUGCAUUGCUGUUACAGAAACAUGGUUAUCCACUGAUUCUGUAUUAGAAAAUGUAAAGAUCAAUCGUUACAGUUUCCUGAACUGCUCGCGAAGUGAAUCUUACACAAGUAAUCACCCAGCUUUGAUAGCAUUGCAAGCCCAACAACAUGGUGGUGUUGGCAUGUUUAGUGCAGACAAUGUGGCAUUUGACUUAAUCAAAGUGCCACAUGUGAAUUUGGAGUGUUUGGUUUUCAAGUAUGUUGACAUACUAGUCGUGGUCAUUUAUCGACCGCCCUCCUAUCCCAUGUGUUUGUUUAAGGAGAAUCUGAGCAAGUUGCUUGAUUGGCUUAACCCACUAAGUAACACUAUUGCUGUCAUGGGAGAUUUCAAUGAUGACAUUUUGAAGUCGUCAUCAAUCUGCAAUUUUGUCGCAGAGAGGGGGUUUGUUCAGCUAGUGACACAACCCACCACAGAGAGAGGCACACUUAUUGACCAUGUGUAUGUGAAAACAACACAGUACGAGGUACAGUCAGUAGUGUGGCCUACUUAUUUUAGUGAUCAUGAGGGGAUUCUUUGUUGUUUUAGAAGUACAUCUGAUCAAAGUGAUGAGGCAGAGUAGUUUAGACUUGAUGACUGCAGGUUUGUAUUGAAAUUGUGAGCUUUUUGGUAGGUUUAACUUUUGUGGUUGGCUCAUUUGUGAGUUUGCAUGGAAUAGUCUGCAUGUUUAGGGGCAAAAAAAACAUUUGCAUGCCUUUUCUCUUUUUGUCUGUUAUACGGUGAUAAUGUUCUUCGUUUAGUGAUAAGGAGAAAAAAAACAAAAAAAAAAAACAUUUGCAUGCCUUUUCUCUUUUUGUCUGUUAUACUGUGAUAAUGUUCUUCGUUUAGUGAUAAGGAGAAAAAAAAAAGAAAACCCCCAAAAACAUUUGCAUGCCUUUUCUCUUUGUCUGUUGUACUGUGAUAAUGUUAUUUGUUUAGUGAUAAGGAAAAAAAAAACAAAAAAAACAAAAAACAUUUGCAUGCCUUUUGUCUUUUGUCUGUUAUACUGUGAUAAUGUUAUUUGUUUAGUGAUAAGGAAAAAAAUAACAAAAAAAAAUUGCAUGCCUUUCUCUUUUUGUCUGUUUAUAGUGUGAUAAUGUUUUAUGAUAGCAUAGUAUAAAAAGGUUUCGUUUCCUGCAUUACAACAGCUUUGUAGGUAUAACAUUUAUGAAUAAACAUGUACGUUAUGGAUGUUAUUAAUAACAUUUAAAUUAAUAUACAGAUACAAAUUGUUUCACAUAAAUAACCAGAUAAUAUUAGGCCCUAAAAUUAAAUGAUAACACUUGUAUGCUGUUUGUAAUGCGGGUUUUGCUUUACCUUUCAUGUUAGCCACAAAAAAAGCAAAA